GUCUACUCAGGUCUACUUGACAUUCAAAAUAAAUAACUAGGUAUUGAUUUUUUAACAAUUUUCUUGUUAUUUAAAUAAAUUUAUUACAAUUAUGCCAAUCUUCGUUAGUAAUCCUUAGGGCAGUAAUGUCGACAAGAUUGUGGCCUUUACGUAUGUUCUGCGUAAAAUAUAAACUUUAACAACUUUAUUAGUAAAGAAAAAUAACUGCAUAAUAAUAUGGAUUUAUUGAAAACACCAUCGAUACCGUCAUUAUUAGAUUCCGACUUGGAGUCCGUUGAAAGUUAUCCUUACGAUGAAUUUGAAGAGUUGGACGAGGUUGAAUAUGCUUUACCAGCAAGCGAAGCCCCUACUUUAGAAGAAGUUUUAUCAUCUGAUGUUAGUGAACAAAUUAACAUUGCUGACGAAAUAAUAGAAAAAGAUCCCAAGGAACCAGCAACCUGUUCAGCUUUGCAGGUUGAUUUCUUACAAGCUGUUUCUCAACAAUUAUCUCAAGCUGAGGAACGUUCAUCAGCUGGAACGGCUACAGCCUUAAGUGUUGGAUCUAAUGGGAGAUUAACUGUGGGAACAGCGCAUGGCCACUUACUCUCCUUUCAUGACCAGACAUUACGCUGGGUGUGCGACAGUAAUGGAGAUUGUGGUGCUGUAACUUGUUUGGGAUAUAACCAUGAUAGCACUAGACUCUUAGCAGGUUUCGCACGCGGAUAUGUAUAUCAGUACGAAAGUGUACGAGGCGUCGUAUUACGUAAAGUAACACUUGGUGGAGAAACAUGGGGUACAUUAAGAGUGACUUGGGCAGGGAAAGCUGGAUUAGCCCUAGAUACAGGAGGAUCAGUGUGGCUUAUGAAAUUUUCAAGGCCCUUAGGAGUUAGAUCUGCUAAAGUAUCAUGCCUCUUUUCUGGAGCCAGAGGGGAAGUUGUUACAAUGACAGCGAGAGAUGCUCGUAUUUUAGCACUUGCAACACUUUCUCGUGUCAUAAUUGUAGCAGGUGGUAGAGCUGCCGGUGUGCGAUUAGAUGGACCAGCAGAUAUAUUACCUGUCCUAGAAUGGUUUGAUACUAAUAAUAGAUUACUUGUUUGUGCAAGAGGACUGAUACUGCAAUGGCUUGCGGUUACCGUAUCUGCAAGCAACUUAGGACUUAAACCUAUUAAACGAGUUGAAUUAAAAACAACGCCACUGUGGCUUGGAUGGCUUGGAGGCAGCUUGACAAUAUUUGAUUCUGAAGAGAACCUACGCUUAUGGGGUGAUGAUUAUGAUAAACCACUAGAUUUAUCCCAUAUAGAACCUGUUUAUGCUUCUGCAUUUUUUAAGGGUCAUUGGACUGAUGGUCGUGUAUCACGCGCUAUGUGUAAAGCAGGAGAGAGUGCCCUUGCUGGGGCUUGUAUUUCUGAAGGCACAUUAUCUAUUCUUGGUCGACGCGGGAUUGUGCGUAUUGGGCCCCGAGAUAUCUUAACUAGAGCUCAGGCAUUUAUGUCAUCUGGACAUCACUUUCAAGCACUGAGACUACUAUGUUCAACUCAAGGAUCCAAAGCAAAGGCACUAGCUAGUGAUUUUGUAGUUAAUCUAUCAGAAAGACCCCAUAUUGUCAGUAAUAAAAAUGUGGCUGUGCAAGUUGUGAAAGUCUGUCUUAAGUUUAACCUGUAUGAAGAGCUUUGGACAUGUUUGUGGGAGAAUUGCUCAAAUGAAAAAGCUUUUGUAGAAGCACUGGGUGACGCCGCGGUUCGAGGUGAAAUGUCAGAACAUCCGCCCACACCUGAUUUUACACAGGCUCUAAUUGAGAAACUAGCAGACCUAGAACCAGAGCUUGUGGAACGAGUGGUCGCUUCUUUACCUCUCACUGCCAUUGAUCCACAUCGCGCUAGUGUAUUUACAAGAGAAAGGAAGCUUUGGCGCGGAGUCGGGGCUAUUGCAGCUGCAUUAGACGGUUGCAGCGGGGCGAUGCGCACGCUGGUGCAGUACGUGGAGGCGGGGUGCGGGCAGCGCGGGCGGUGCGCGUGCGCGGGCGGCGCGCUCGUGCUGGCCGCGGCCGACGCGCUGGCCGCGCGCUCGCCCGCCGCGCGCCCGCUGCCCGCGCACGCGCGCCCCUCCGCACGGCACGACGCGCUCACCACCUUGCUGCAUGAGGAGGAAGGUCAUCCAUCCCCACUCCGCGUGAUGGUGAACCAUGACACAGGCUCAGCCGUGCGGCUGCUGGAGCAGAGUUCACGCGAACCGCCCUUCGCCGGCCCGCUCGGGAAACAGAACAGAUUGAGGGUGGCUCGAGCCCUCCUAGCCUUUACUGAUGAUAUGCCCGAAUACGAAGGAAGAUUGGAAAUUUUAGAAUUCGUGACGGGACAACUGCAUAAUGGGUCCCUUCCUUUGGACCAAGAAUUAAUUCAGAAAGUGCAAGACCUUGUUACAAGGACAGAAGGUGAAAAGACCGAUCGUGCUUGGCUCUCGGUUCUGAUGCGAAUACGUGCGCAGAGAGAUCAACUUUUACCUAAUUAUCGUAACGCCAUUCCGCGACCUAGAAUACUCUGGCGUAUAGAUGCCCUGUUGGGUAAUCAUGAGCAAGCCUUUCAAGAGUUUUUCCAACUAGAAUAUCCAUCUGAACAGGACAUUGAUGAACUCUUUGAGUAUGUUCAAACAAAUUCAGAAUUAGCUCCAGGAUUUAGACGUGUAGUGCGCGAGCAUCUACCUGCUCUUAUAAAACUGCGACCAACAGCUGCAGCGGAGUUGCUGAACGACGACCAGCCAAUGGACGUUGUCGCCACUACAAUGCAAACUUUACCAUGCAAACAAGCUUUGGAGUUUGGUAAGUGCCUUCUAGGUAUGGGACGUCUUAAAGGUCACGCACCAACUAUAUACCUUCGAUGUCUUUGUAUAUCGCAACCCGACAAUGUAAAAGAUUUCUUAAUCAAACACGCCGGACUAGUGAAGCCGGAGGACGCUUUAUCAAUUGUCAAAGAAUUAGGGCCAAAGGAUGCCGAGCCGAUAUGUCUAGAGGCGACCGGCGAUCACAUGGCGGCCCUCGAAUCAUUUUUGGAAUUGAUCGCGGCCACCGAUUCGGAGAAGGAAAAUAAUUUAGUAUUGCAAGCGUGCGAAUUGUGCGUGAGAAUCGGGCCCACGGUGCCGGCGCAAACCGCGGCAGACAUGUGGACGCGUCUGCUCAGAAGCAUCAGCUCGGUUCCGCCGGCUCUGCUCUUCGAAGCGAUAGCGUACCUGCCGCUAGAGGAAUUGCUAGUCAAAACGUGUAAUUCGGCGCAGGUGGGCCGGAUCCUGGCGGACGGAGCUAGCGGAGCGGCCAUGUGGCGCUGCGCGAACAGAAUCGCCGGGCGAGAGGCGCACGAAGCGCUGGCGCGCGCGCUGUGCUCGGCGCGGCGCGGCGUGGCCGUGCGCGGCCGCUGCGCGCGCUGCGACGCGCCGCUCCACGAGCGAGUGGGCGUGCGCACCGCCCACUGCGCCCGCGCUUACCACGCCGACUGCGAACCGUUCCCGAUGUGCGACUGCGGAUAUCGGCUCCCCACCGCCGUCGUCAAUCUUCCGCCCCUUCACACCAGACAGAUUACCAUACCUCAAGAGUAUAAACUUUUACUUGUUGCGCCUCCCCGGCCAGAUUUAGAAGGUGUCGUGUGAGGUGAUAUUUUAUAUAUGUACAUAAAAGCAUAAGCUUAAUAAAUUAUUUAUAGGCAUA
This is a messenger RNA of Colias croceus (clouded yellow), 3670 nucleotides long. RefSeq names its product vacuolar protein sorting-associated protein 8 homolog (gene Vps8). Gene Ontology annotation, cellular component: late endosome; HOPS complex. NCBI's taxonomy places the organism in Eukaryota, Metazoa, Arthropoda, Insecta, Lepidoptera, Pieridae. The record is from RefSeq and is a predicted model, not a curated record. Gene Ontology annotation, biological process: endosomal vesicle fusion; protein targeting to vacuole. Bases 217 to 3612 code for a protein of 1131 amino acids. The transcript is spliced from 10 exons.